GUAUAUGUAUGUAAAAGACCUAAGUUUAUGGUUGGCCGAUCGAAUCCCGCUAAUCCAAAUUUUAUUUUCGACCUCUAUUUCUCUCUGCAUCUAAUUAGGUUAGACUUAGAACCUAAUCAGAGAUCAGUCGGAGUUUCAACGAAAGCAGACCCUCCAACCUAAUUUUUAAUCUCUCCUACCUUUUACAAUCCUAUCAACACAUUUCACUUAGGGCUCCAACAAUCGAACAAAAGGUUGAAAUUGAAUCACAGAGCUUUGGAUGCUAUGAUGAAUAGGGAAGGAAUUUUGUUUGCUGGAGUUCGUUUGGUGUACAUGGAUCUAUUUGAUUAAAGAAUUACUGAGUGAUAAGUUUGAUUUUGUUUAUUACAGAACGGCAAGCACAUCAGGCAUGCGUCUAGACUAGUCCCAGUAAUAGUACCUUCCCAAACCAUCAUCAGAUCUUCUCUUGUGAUUUUACCCGGGAUAAAGGACAGUCCGUCUAGAAUUCCUCUCAGAAAACUUGCUUCCUAAAACAGGCUUGAUUAGUUUGACCACCUCAACUCCUCCCUACUAAAAUUGGUGGCUCUGAAACACACAAAAUUGGGGAAGAACAAAAAAUGCUUGAACCCUAGAUUUUCAUCUUCUUCUUCUUCUUCUUCAAUGGGUAAAUUAUCAAUUUCAGUGAUAGUAAGCUUAUGGGUGAUUCCAAUCUCUUUACUGGUCAAUCACAUUGUCCCUCAUCCUUACAUGGAUGAGAUAUUUCAUAUCCCUCAAGCUCAGGAAUACUGCAAAGGAAAUUUCAGAAGCUGGGAUCCCAUGAUCACUACUCCCCCUGGCUUGUACUAUCUUUCACUAGCCCAUGUUGCGUCUUUGUUUCCAGGGAUGUGGUGUACUAAAGCCGUGUCUUUGUUUUCUGAAGUUUGUUCCCCUGCGAUUCUUCGCUCAGUUAAUGGUGUCUUGACAGUUAUCUGCAGUCUUUUGGUAUAUGAGAUAGUCACAUGGUUGAAACCAGGUUCUGAUAAGAGAAAAACAACUUUACAAGCUGUAGUUAUCUCAUUGUACCCGCUUCAUUGGUUCUUUGCGUUUCUGUAUUAUACUGAUGUGGCUUCUCUGACUUUGGUUCUUGCCAUGUACUUGGCUUGUCUAAAGAGGCGUUACCAGCUUAGUGCUGUGCUUGGGGCUAUCACAAUACUUAUUCGGCAAACAAAUGUUGUAUGGAUGCUGUUUGUUGCGUGCUCUGGGAUUAUUGAUUUUACAUUGCUCCCAAAACGUAAAGAGAAAGUCCAACCAGAUGAUCAAGAUGCAUCAGUCAGAGAAUAUGAUGCGUUGGCGGACAAGAAGGGCACGCCGGUGAACUCAAACUUGAGAAAACACAAGAUGGAUAAGCCUUCGAAUGUGGUCAAAACUCCUGUUUCCGAUUCGGUGGAUUCUACCUCAGUUAAUACUUCAGGGUUGCUUGAUGAGGCUCAGGUCAUUCUUUUAAGGAUGUGGAACCUAAAAUUGGAAGUUCUGUUUUCCUUCGGCCCAUUCUUGGUUGUAUUUUUGGCCUUCGUUGUGUUUGUCUUCUGGAAUGGAAGUAUAGUUCUCGGUGCUAAAGAAGCUCAUACAGCAUCUCUGCAUUUUGCACAAAUCAUGUACUUUGCUCUGGUGUCUGCUCUGGCCAUGGCUCCCUUCUAUUUCAGUUUCAAGCAGUUUUCUAUGCUCAGCAAGUCAUUGUGGAAGAACAUACCUCUUAAUCUCUUUCAAGUGGUGUUGGUUUCUAUUGCUGGCCUCCUCUCUGUGCAUUAUUUCAGCAUCGCUCACCCCUAUCUUUUAGCUGACAACCGACACUAUACCUUCUAUAUUUGGAGGAGAGUUAUUCAAUAUCAUUGGUUAAUGAAGUACGUUUUGAUCCCACUUUACGCAUAUUCAUGGCUUUCGAUCAUCCAUGACUUAGGUAAAUGUCGGCAGAAGAUCUGGGUGUUGGUAUUUCUUCUAGCUUGUGCAGGAGUUCUCGUGCCUGCACCAUUGAUUGAGUUCAGAUACUAUACCAUCCCAUUCUACUUCUUGAUUCUUCAUUCUCAAAUCAAUGAUUAUAGAAGUUGGCUCUUAAUGGGAGUCAUGUAUGCCGCCGUUAACAUAUUCACUAUGUGGAUGUUCUUGUUCCGCCCAUUUCACUGGAGCCAUGAGCCUGGGACGCAACGGUUUAUAUGGUAGAUACCACCGUAAAAGAUGUUGCAGAGCACCGUCAAUGGCUUCUAAUGAGCCUGUACACAAGAUGGCAUCCGUUAAUGAAUUUCCAGUUCCCAUCAACUAAUCUAACCAUGGUGAGAUCUAGUCUCUUAUGCAUCAAGUGUUUUUUUACCCUGGCUUCCCGAUCCAUACUUGUGUUUAUAGAUGGUGAACCAUUGGAUGCUUGUGAUCUUAGUGAUAUAGUGCGUGAAUAGUUAACAAAACUUUGCUCUGAGGGGUCAAAAUGAAGCAACAAUUGUUUCCCCGACUAUACUAAUGAAAAUUUCUGUGUAGUUAUAUUGAGUCCAAAUAUCCAUAUGUUUGAGCCUCUUUUCAUGCUU
This is a messenger RNA of Papaver somniferum (opium poppy), 2531 nucleotides long. Its product is annotated as dol-P-Glc:Glc(2)Man(9)GlcNAc(2)-PP-Dol alpha-1,2-glucosyltransferase-like. Lineage: Eukaryota; Viridiplantae; Streptophyta; Magnoliopsida; Ranunculales; Papaveraceae. Gene Ontology annotation, cellular component: endoplasmic reticulum. The transcript has 9 exons. The coding region runs from base 640 to 2175 and encodes 511 amino acids. The record is from RefSeq and is a predicted model, not a curated record. Gene Ontology annotation, molecular function: dolichyl pyrophosphate Glc2Man9GlcNAc2 alpha-1,2-glucosyltransferase activity. Gene Ontology annotation, biological process: protein N-linked glycosylation; dolichol-linked oligosaccharide biosynthetic process.